Lachancea thermotolerans CBS 6340 is the source of this 1146-nucleotide messenger RNA. RefSeq names its product recombinase RAD51 (gene RAD51). The record is from RefSeq and is a predicted model, not a curated record. Gene Ontology annotation, cellular component: condensed nuclear chromosome. The transcript has a single exon. Gene Ontology annotation, biological process: double-strand break repair via homologous recombination; reciprocal meiotic recombination; chromosome organization involved in meiotic cell cycle. NCBI's taxonomy places the organism in Eukaryota, Fungi, Ascomycota, Saccharomycetes, Saccharomycetales, Saccharomycetaceae. Gene Ontology annotation, molecular function: ATP hydrolysis activity; DNA strand exchange activity; ATP binding. Bases 1 to 1146 code for a protein of 381 amino acids.
AUGUCUGAAGGCCAGGAAGCAGUAUAUCGAGAUUCUCAAGGCGAUGCUGCCUUUGACAGUCAGAGAAAUGGAGCCCCGAGCGCUUCAGGUGGCUCAGCAGAAGCACAACUUUUUGUUGGGGAAAAUGGCGAGCAAGACAGAGAGAUGGCCGGUGACGGCGAAGAUGUAGCACUUGUAUCAUUUGUUCCUCUUGAACGCUUGCAAGUGAAUGGUAUAACAGCCCUGGAUAUUAAAAAGCUGCGCGAGAACGGACUUCAUACGGCAGAUGCGGUGGCGUAUGCCCCUCGUAAGGACUUGCUUGAAAUCAAAGGCAUUUCAGAGGCCAAAGCGGAUAGGCUUUUGAACGAGGCCGCCAGGCUUGUCCCUAUGGGGUUCGUGACCGCGGCUGAUUUUCAUAUGCGUCGCUCAGAGAUGAUCUGUCUGACUACGGGAUCGAAGAAUCUCGACACGCUCCUGGGAGGUGGCAUCGAGACGGGCUCUAUCACAGAACUUUUUGGUGAGUUCAGAACUGGUAAGUCUCAGCUCUGCCACACUUUGGCGGUGACGUGCCAGAUCCCGCUCGACAUGGGUGGCGGCGAGGGCAAGUGCUUGUAUAUUGAUACAGAGGGUACGUUCCGGCCGAUCAGACUGGUUUCUAUAGCUCAACGGUUUGGGCUCGAUCCCGAUGAUGCUCUGAACAAUGUUGCAUACGCCCGUGCGUAUAACGCGGACCACCAACUGCGGCUGUUGGAUGCGGCGGCGCAAAUGAUGAGUGAGUCGCGUUUCUCGCUCAUUGUUGUUGACUCCAUCAUGGCACUUUACAGGACUGAUUUUUCGGGCAGAGGCGAGCUCAGUGCCCGUCAAAUGCACUUGGCCAAGUUUAUGCGCGCAUUACAAAGACUCGCGGACCAGUUCGGCGUUGCUGUUGUGGUUACAAACCAAGUCGUGGCACAGGUUGACGGUUCUGCAAUGUUCAAUCCCGAUCCCAAGAAACCUAUUGGCGGGAAUAUUAUGGCUCACUCAUCUACUACACGGUUGGGAUUCAAGAAGGGCAGAGGCUGCCAGAGGUUUUGCAAAGUUGUCGAUUCGCCAUGCCUGCCGGAAGCCGAAUGCAUUUUUGCCAUUUACGAGGACGGAGUUGGAGAUCCUCGCGAGGAAGAUGAGUAA